Molecule: messenger RNA, 2459 nt
Organism: Nerophis ophidion (straightnose pipefish)
Lineage: Eukaryota; Metazoa; Chordata; Actinopteri; Syngnathiformes; Syngnathidae
Product: gamma-aminobutyric acid receptor subunit rho-1-like
Exons: 2
Coding region: 659-1138 (159 amino acids)
Biological process (GO): monoatomic ion transmembrane transport
Cellular component (GO): membrane
Molecular function (GO): transmembrane signaling receptor activity; monoatomic ion channel activity
Source: RefSeq, a predicted model, not a curated record
GUUUGUUUGGCAUUAAAUGUGGGUGGAGGGAAAGGCUGGAUGCAAAUAUAGCUACAAAUGAGGCAUGACGAUGCAAUAUGUACAUACAGCUAGCCUAAAUAGCAUGUCAGCAUCGAUUAGCAUUCCGUGCUAAUUGAUGCACACUCCACGUAAGUCAACUUGAAUCUGUCCCUGAUCGUGUUAUUACACCCUCCGACAACACACCGACGAGGCAUGAUGUCUCCAAGGUACGGAAAACAGUCGAAAAAAACGAAAAUAACAGAGCUGAUUUGACUUGGUGUGUGUAAUGUGUUUGAGAAAUGGCGGAUUGCUUCCCGUUGUAACGUCACGGGUGAAGGGGCAUCGCUCCGACAGCGAACAAUUGAAAGGCGUUUAAAUUGCCAAAUUCACCCUUUUAGAGUUCGGAAAUCGGUUGAAAAAACAUGGUGUUUUGUCUGCAACAUCAAGGUAUAUAUUGACGCUUACAUAGGUCUGGUGAUAAUGUUCCCCUUUAAUGUGACAGGAGGAGGCCAGCAGGCGCAACGUCCUGUCCCGUGUAUUCCCUCCUGUCUGACGUGGCCAUGCAAAAAACUGCUUUAUAUAAUGUCCAUUGUUGAAGUGAUUCAAAAGUGUGUGUGUGUGUGUGUGUGUGUGUGUAGGCAUCACCACCGUCCUCACCAUGUCCACCAUCAUCACCGGGGUCAACGCCUCCAUGCCGCGAGUGUCCUACAUCAAGGCGGUGGACAUCUACCUAUGGGUCAGCUUUGUCUUCGUCUUCUUGUCGGUGAUCGAGUACGCCGCUGUCAACUACCUCUCCACCGUGCAGGAGCGCAAAGAGAGGAAACUCAGGGAGAGGCUGCCCUGCACAUGUGGCAUUGGCAACCCGGACGACAUGAUGAUCGACCCAAUGAUCACCGGAUACGGGACCAUGGACGUCAACAGCACCGGGAAUUACGGCAUGCCGGAGAACGGUGGGCGGCAGGAGCGGAUUCUGGCUCAAGUGGCGCUGAACGAUCCGCAGCUGACGGGCCAGGUGAAGCCCGCCAGGGGCUACGUGAACAUUUGGAUCGACACCCACGCCAUAGACAAGUACUCGCGAGUCGCCUUUCCCGGGGCCUACAUCCUCUUCAACAUCAUUUACUGGUCCAUCUACUCGUAAGGAUCCUCCAUGACACAGAGCGCCUUUUUUAUGCUGGUGGAAUUGUGAGCAAAGCCGCUGCCGCACGAGGACUACUGCCUUCUCAACCCGGCCUUUUGACAACUGCCGAGUCAUGCUGUAACUACACCAUCACGCUGUUUAUGGAAAGACUUUUGCUCUGGCUUGAUGUUUUCUCCUUCUCUGAGAGGUGAGCGCCAUUCACAAAUGGUAGUUACUGUUCAGAAAGACGUACCGUCACCUCAUUUGGCAUCUUGGCAAUCAGUGAUGCAACUUCUUGAAUGGCAAUCAGUAACCAAGCAUUUUGAUUGGCAAUCAGUAACUCAACACUUUGAAUGGUAACACAACACUUUGACUGUCAAUAAGUAACCCAACCACUAUUAUUGUCAAUCAGUAACCAAACACUAUGAUUGGCAAUCAGUAAGCAAAACUUAGAUUGGCAAUCUGUAACCCAACACUAUAUUUGGCAAUCAGAAGCACAACACUUCAAUUGGCAAUUAGUAACCAAACACUAUUAUUGGCAAUCAGUAACGCAACACUUUGAUUGGGAAUCUGUAACCCAACACAAUGAUUGUCAAUCAGUAACCCAACACUUUGAUUGGCAAUCAGUUACCCAACGGAAUGGUUGGCAAUCAGUAGCACAACACUUCAAUUGUCAAUCAGUAAUCCAACACUUUGAUUAGCAAUCAGUAACACAACACUUCAAUUGUCAAUCAGUGACCAAACACUGUUAUUGGCAAUUAGUAACGCAACAUUUUGAUUGGGAAUUAGUAACCCAACACUAUGGUUGGCAAUCAGUAAUGCAACACUUUGAUUGGGAAUCGGUAACCCAACACUAUCGUUGGCAAUCAGUAACGCAACGCUUUAAUUGUCAAUCAGUAAUCAAACACUACGAUUGGCAAUCAGUAACCAAACAGUAUGGUUGGCAAUCAGUAACGCAACACUUCAAUUGUCAAUCAGUAAGCAAACACUAUGGUUGGCAAUCAGUAACGUAACACUUCAAUUGUCAAUCAGUAAGCAAACACUAUGGUUGGCAAUCAGUAACGUAACACUUCAAUUGUCAAUCAGUAAGCAAACACUAUGGUUGGCAAUCAGUAACCCAACACUUCCAUUGUUGAUCAGUAACCAAACACUAUGAUUGGCAAUCAGUAACGUAACAAUCAGUUGAAAUUUUUCUUUUUCAGUACGUUCGACGUGCGUCUCCUUGUGACUUUUGUAUCGCUGUGACGCUAACUGCAUUGCAUCCUUGUGAUUCCACAUUUCAUUUCAAAACAAAAAAAAUAUAAUUUGCAAGUGUAAAAGAAAAAUAAAUCUCAAGCAUCGA